Podarcis lilfordi (Lilford's wall lizard) is the source of this 11440-nucleotide messenger RNA. The record is from the annotation of a GenBank genome assembly. NCBI's taxonomy places the organism in Eukaryota, Metazoa, Chordata, Lepidosauria, Squamata, Lacertidae.
CCUAGUCCACAAUACAUUGUAAGCAAAGCAGAUGUGCUGCUUUUAAGAAAAUGGCAAACAGCUUCUUCGUGCUAGCCAUCUGUCUCCUGGGAUGUCACCUCUGUGGCGAAUGUGCAGGUGGGUUCAUUUUAAACCGAAUGAGUCACUUGAAAUGAGACCAGGGUCCAGUAGGCAGAUAUGCGAUCAAUAAUUUACAAGGGAGGAGAAACAUUUCACUCUUGUCAAAUGUUUUUUAUGUAUAUGAUCUUUUUUUUUUUUUAAUGUAGUUGCCAGAGGAAUAACAUCUGUUGACCCAACUUUCAUUAAUUUAAAGAACUGAGGGGUGGUGGCGGCUUCAUAUAGCCUUCAGUUCACAGUGUAGUUAAAUUAAGAAAUGCAAUAUCUCGGUGCACAUUUUGACAGAUAUGAUUUAGCGCCUGGCUACUGUUUUAUGAGUAGCUUUGAUUUGUUGAUAAUUUUAAUGUGCUUUCAUUUUUUAAAAAUGAUACUUGCACUGUAUAUUUUUGAUGUGUAUUUAUUAAAACAUAUAUAUUUAUAUACCACUAUUCAUUACAAAAAUAUCAGAGCUGUUUGCAAUUGUACAAAAAGAAGCCUGCUACAAAAAACAUGUAAAAAAAAAGUUGAAACCAGAAAUCAGCAAACUGUUGUAGAAAGAUGUAUUCCUAACUGCCUUCAUAAACCUGUGACCAAAGAAAAAUUUCAGGAGGCAUUUAAACAUUGAAACAGAAGGUACCUGUUGAAUCACUAGAGGCAGGGUAUUCCACAGGACUCAGCUGAUGACAAGGAAGGCUGAUUUUCCUCUUGUCAUAUGAGCCUCUCUGACUCAGAGGACAACUGACUGCAUUCCUGCAGACGAUCUUGGCGAUCAAGUUGGGAUAUAAGGGUUCGGGUAGUUGCUUAGGUACUUUACCUGUUCAGGGCUUUGCAAAUUAUUAAAGGAACUUGAACGUGGCUCGGUAGUAGAUGGGCAGCCAAUGAAAAUGUUUUAACAAUGGUGCCUCAUGAUAUCCAUCAGAUGCCCUCUUCAGCAGUCUGGCCGCCGCCUUCUGCACCAGCUGGAGUCCUGGGUUCUGGCAGAAGAAAAAACAAUUAAUAUAAAUAGAUUAAACAAGGAAGAAGAAAUUGUGACAGUUCCAAUUAACCAGAGGCUGCAGUGCUGUGUUUAGAGUGUUGGACUAAGACCUGGGAGACCAGGGUUCAAAUCUCCGAUCAGCCGUGAAGCUCACUGGGUGACCUUGGAGUCAGUCACUCAAUCUCAGCCUAGCCUAACUCAAAGGGUUGUUGUGCAGAUAAAACAAGGGGGAGAACUAUGUGUGCGACCUUGAACUCCUUGGAGGAAAGGUGGAAUGUAAUAAUAAUAAUAAUAAUAAUAAUAAUAAUAAUAUUUUUUAAAAAAUUGCAUAGACAAAUAAUGAUGAAUGAAAAUAAAUAUAAUUUUUUCCACAUUUGGCUUAUAAGCCUGAACAGAUAUUUAAAAUGCAAUUUGGGAUAUUUACAGGGAGUUCACCUUAAAAAAUGAAUACUAUUUUGUGUGGUUAUUUCAAAUUUGGCAGCUGAUUCAAACCUUGUUUAUGGAAUAGAUUAGGAAUACAGUAAAAAAAAAUGCAUAAAAUGUACUUUGAUGCUUCCUUUUUCUGCAUUUUAGGAUGUGCAUCCAGCUGCAUACUUCAGGCACAAUUCAGCCAGAGUUAUACAUGUUUAAGUCCUGUGGCUUUUGAUGGAUUUUGAUGGGCAAGUUAAACUCUUGCUUGAACUUGUCCCACUGAAAUCAGUGGUAUGAAUGACCACAUAACUAGCUGUGUGGCUCAUUCCUUAGCUUUGGCAAAUAAGUCAUAGGUCACAACUGGGUGUUUAAUUAUUACCUUAGUGAGAGCAGAGAAUACAGGGACUGAGGGAGCCUCCUUCAAUAGGAUUUCUGUAUGGCCAACUGCCUUGGAUUGUGACAGUUCUGUUUUUUACAGUUCGUAUCAUGCUUAUGAUCUGUGCAACCAUCCCCUCUGUUUCCGAAAUAGGGUUGCCAUAUUUCAAAAAGUUGUUAAGCUUUUCUUGACAAAGUUCUUGGGUGGGUUUUGUUUUGUUUUUGUUUUGCCAAAGAAGUUGUUGCGGGCUUUUUUGUGAAAUCUCAACAACAACAGAAAUGAGUUUUUAUAGCUGCCAUGUGGCCAGAUCUUCCUCAAGCGAUUUCCACCCAAAUGCUCCUUUGGGGUGGAGGUGCUGAAUACUGGCUGUGUCUGAAAAAUUCCAGACAUAUGGUAACCCUAAGAAGACAAUGCUGUUAUACAGCCAAUUUGGAGGGGGGCGGGGUGAGAGGGUCUGGUGUAGUAUUUUUAUCUACCCCAUUUCAAGAAGGAAAACACUUCUCUCAUAGAUAAGCAGUGGAGAACCUCAGGCCUGGAUGGGGGCAAAUGCAGCCCCCCAUGUCUCUCAAUUCGGCCCUCAGAUUCUUCCGCAGGCUCCACCACUCACCAGCCUUGCCCUUGAGUGUUUCUGCCUGGCUGGAAUGUGUCCUUGAAUUGCAACCAUGCCUUUUGCUUGUCAGAGUGGAUGGAGAGAGGAAUGCAGUUGAAUGUAUCCCCCUUUAAAAAGGUAAAUCACAUAUUUUGCUCCACCCACUUUUCCUCUGACUCCACCCACCCAUGUGGCCCCUGGAAAGCUGCCUAUGAGGGAUGCAGCCCCUGAGGUGAAAAUAUUUCUCCACUCAUGGAAUGGAUGUCACAGGUUUGCAUUUUCAACACUCCCCGGUGUUGCAAACUCUCUGCAACCAGAAGGCCAACACUGAAGCUAAGUGGCUGCACUAGAAUCUCCCAGCCUGAUGGAGUCGCUUUCUACUUGCAGAGCAUUUUUGACACAUAGGAGCAGUCUGAACUUGUAUCUCCAGUCUGCAUUCUGAACUAGGUUGGGCUGGUCUUCUUCCAUCUCAUUUUACUGCACUCAGCCUCAGUAAUCCUUACAACACACCUGUAAGCUAGGGUAGCAUUGAUGGUGUUGGCAUCCAUCUGUCUUGGGACACCUUCAGGGGUAAAGUCAAAACUGUUGAAGAGUUACAGUGCCUGCUGCAGCUAUAGACACCAAAAUGAGAGAGACAUUUUUUUAUUGCAGUGGGGCGUCUGGUUUCACUGGUGCAGAUGAAUCAUGGUUUUUCGUCUCUCUGUGCCCUCCCAGCAGCCAUUUCUUCUAUGGUCAUUGCUGUAGAUGCGCAACCUGACUGUCUGUCUCCAGGCACUGUGUCUGCAAGGGUGGGGUUGAUGUAGCCAGCCUUCAUGUCACAUUUGCAGACAUCUUUGUAAAGCAGAGCUGGUCUGCGAACAGGCCUGGUGCCUGAAGACAGGUCCCCAUAGAACUCAUCCUUGGGGAGCCUUCCAUCCUCCAUUCCGUGUACAUGACUAAGCCAGUAUAGAUGUUGUUGAGACAAGAGUGUGAACAUGCUGGGAAUGUGGACACAUAUUGCCUGAUACUUGUUUCUGCCAUGUGAUGCCCAAAAUCUUCCUGACACAGCACAUAUGGAAAGCAUCCCAGCCGGUGUAAAUUGCCCGUGACUAUAAAGCUGUGUGCUCACCGCACAAGCCUGGUAGAGCUUCAUCUUGGUUUUGGUCAUCACAUUCUCCCAUAUCCUUUUGGAGAGGUGAGCCAUUGCCAUCGCUGCCUUGCCACUUGUCGAGCUCAGGGUCCAUGGAAAGGUUGGACAGGUAGACAAAACUGUCUACCACCUCAAGGGUGUGAUCACCAGUGCUGAUACCUAGUGUGCUGGCAGUGUCCUGACCCAAGAGGCUGGUCUUUGUCAAGCUGAUGGCGAGACCAAACUCGAGGCAGGCUUGGGCAAAACAGUUGAUGAGUCUCUGGAAAACUUCCUCAGAGUACACUGUCAGGACUGCAUCAUCUGCAAACAACAUCUCAGUCGGGAUUUGAACCCAGGUCUUAGUCUAACACUCUACCCCUGGCACUACACUGGCUGUAAUAAUGUCUUGCCUACAUCCAUCCAGGUGAAUUUGUGGCUGUGGUGAGAUUUGAGUGGUGAACCUCUUGGCUUUUUCUAUUUACCAGCAAGUCUCAACCUCAAGAACAUCCAAGCAUCCAAACAGCCAUGGCUUUCAAAAGCCAUCAAUUGUCCCAGGGACCCUGGGUAGUUAUUAUUCCAGUUAAUUCUUUUGCUCAUUUCGCUCUCUGACCUGUUGCUUCUUUGCAACUUGAAGUUUUUAUAAACCAGGAUGAGGCGAAUGCCAUUUUGCCACGCUACAAAAGGUACAACUCUGGGCGGCUGGAAGAAAUGGUUCAAGGAAACCUCGAGCGCGAGUGCCAGGAAGAAAGAUGCAGCUAUGAGGAAGCAAGAGAAGUAUUUGAAAAUGAUGAGAAAACGGUGAGUUCCAGUUAUUGGAAUGCAAGAUCUAGAACUUCACCAUGGGUGUGCAAUUGAAAAAAGAACCUGCUAUGCAAUCUAGAGCUGUUUACAAGGAGUCUUGUGAAAUUCUUCAUCCUACUGACAGGCAGAUUUUUUUUAUUUUAUUUUUCUGAGCAGGUUGGACUAUUUAACUGAAUUUCUCCCAACAGGAGGAGAAAUUCUCCCAUAGUUUGUUGCAAGUUAGAAAGAGCAGCCCCUCCCAAAAUGUGUGUGUGUGAGAAAGGUUCCACUAGUGUGAUCUCACUGAGUUCAAUGGGGCUUUUUAGCAGGUAAGUAUGUACAGCAGCCUUAGUGUGCUUUACCAAACCUCUUUAGUAAAUCCCAGUGAACUCUAUGAUUCUGUGCCAAGGUAUCCAAAUUCUGUACUUAGAAAAUUUUGUGGCCUACAGACAAAGUAGAUGUAUGUGAGUCCCCUUAUUUUCCACAUUCUGCCACUUUUACUUUUUUGCAUAAUUAUUAUUUUGCUGGGAUAGGGAGUGAGAAGGGCUUGAGCCCUUCAUUGGCUUCUGAAAAGCAUAUUUAGCUGCCAGUUUAGCUUUUGCACUUAGUAGGCACAACACCUCAGACUUUAAAGGAUGCCUUAGUUUGGCAGCAAUGAGGACUAGAAUCCUGGUUUGCUUUUGAAAUGAAAAUAGAAGCUGACUUCCACAGCAAAAAACAUAAGAUGUGGGUUCUCUGUGAAUGUACUAUCCUGAUUAUUUUCAACUGUAGAUGAUUAGAAGGAGUUUGUUAUGUACUCAGUCAUGGGUUAAAGGCAUUGACAUCACCCUUGUGCAUGAUUUGAACCCAUAAAUCGGUGCAUAAAUCAUUAUACAAAUGUUAUAUAGAUGGCUUAUAUAUGUUACUUGCUUUCCUGCUUUCAUUUUCAUUUGAAUUCAGCUUUACCAUAUUUCUUGCAGAUGGAAUUCUGGAAGGUAUACCUUGGUAAGUAGGCUUUUUUAAAAAAAUGACACUUCAAUUGCAUUGCAGUACUUUAUUCUCAAAAUGAAACAGUUGCAUUCCAACUGGAAUCAUGGAAAGGGCCUGUAAAUGGAAAAUGAUUGACUCCUGAGUUUUAGGGCACUCUGUGUGUGGGAUGUGUGUGCGCAGGGCCUUGCAGAGCCAGGCAGAGGCCCCGGGCCAGGUAGAUAAGGUGCCCCCCCUUUUUUUACCCUGGGGAUAACUGAAGUCUUAUAAAUAAGUAAGUAUAUAAAUAUGCUGACCGAGGCCCCCUUUGGAAUCAGAGACCCGGGCAAAGUGGCCCAUAUGCCCCCCCCCCCCGUCUGGACCUAGGUGUGUGUUCGCUUUUAACAUACUGUUGUACAGUUGCAUGCAUAAGGUCUGUCGCUACCAUUCUGAAAUUCAGACAGAGCAGAACCCGAAAGAAACCAGCAUAUUGGAAAAAACAAUAGAAGAAAACUGGGGGAAUCCAUUAAUUCCUACCUGUAAGAUGUUAAUUUCCCAUCUCUCUCUCCCACCCCCUCCCUUUUUAUGGCCCGUUGGUAGAGUCCAUGCCAAAGGUUCCUUGUUCAGUCCAUGACAUCCGCAGGUGGGUCUGAAACUCUAGAGAGAAACUGCAAGGCAGGGUGGACAGCACCGAGCUAAAUAGACCCAUGAUCUGGCUUCGUAGAAAAUAGCUUCCUGGAUCUAAUGCUGUAUUUGGAUUGGGAUAAUAAUCCUUGAUACUGGAUUAUUGCAGAAAUGCACUUUAUGUGGGGCUGUGUUGGGACAGGUGUGGAACCUCCAGCUAGUGAAGAAUGCAGUGGCAAGACUGCUGAUAGGGGCAGGCAGCCUUGCAAAAAUAUUUGUACUGACUGCCCAUAAGCUCCUAGACUAGGUUCAAGGCUCUUAUGCUGGUCUACAAGCCUUCAACAACUUGGCCUUCCUCUCCCAGCUUCAUCUCUGAAAUAAUGUAGAGACGCCCUGCAUGUUACAGAGGCCUCACUAGCUUCAAAUUAGUAGAGACACACUAAUGGUCCCUCUUGCUGGCAGCUUUUAGGAGCUACAGGUGAAGGCUGAGUGCAAGGUGGGGACUGAAGGUGGAUAAACGUCCCCAGAAGAAGAAGCACAAUUUGCCCCCCCCCCGAGAUACUACCCCUACCCUAACACCCCCUCCACCCCGUCUUUUUUGCUUAUGCUCUAAAGUACAUGAUAAAGAUGGGUAAAUAGCAAUGUAACUGUUGGAUAAUGCAAGUUCCUAUUACAUUUCCUUCUUCUUUUCCAAGACGGAAACCAGUGUGACUCAAACCCCUGUUUGAACGGAGGUCGGUGUGAAGAUGAUAUCAGUAACUACAUAUGCUGGUGUCUGGGUGGUUAUGAAGGAAGGAACUGUGAAUUAGGUAUGUUAAGAGGGAGUCUGUCUCUGUUGCACAAUGCCAUAAAUCAAGAGGGUGUUAAGCAACCAACCAUUGUCGAGUAUGGUAGUGUGUCAAAGGCCCUAUCUGCACUGCUCUUUUAAAGCUGUAUGGCACCACUUUAAGCAGCCAGGGCUACCCCCAAAGAAUUCUGGGAGCUGUAGUCUGUUAAGGGUGCUGAGAGUUGUUGGGAAACCCCUAUACCCCUUCAAAGCUACAGUUGUCAGAGUGGUUUAACAAUCAAAUCCUCUUCCCAGAGAGCUGUGAAGGGAUGAAGGAGGACUUUGGGGACAAGCUUUGAGGGGAGGGGGAGGGGUCUUUUGGGCAAGGCAUAAAAGGGGUUGUGGUUGGCAAUGGGGUGAGAUGUUUGGUGGGGUUUGCGAGCAACAUGAGCAGCAAUGGCAGGCCCUAGUAGAAACAUAAAUGCUGAAGUCAUUUUGUAAGUUUUCCUGUGUGAACCAUCCCUUAAUGUUGAUCAGUGAUGGGACUUCUUCAUUGUCUCCAUGUUCUCCACCCUCCACAGCCCUCUUCUGCUCUUAACCCAUGAUUAAAUUUGAUUCCCUUUACCCCAUUGCAAUCAGAUGCUACUUGCUCCACAAAGAAUGGAGGUUGCAAACAGUUUUGUAAGAAUGGCCCAGGAGGGAAAGCAUCCUGUUCCUGUACUUCUGGCUAUAGGCUUCAGGAUGAUCAGAGGAGCUGUGAGCCAACAGGUAAGUCUCCUUUUUGUUACAGCUUUAUUAAAGUUUUGAGCUGUAAAUCUCCCACACACUCUACAUAUUUAAUAUUUCAGGCCUCUGUUCCUGUCAUGGACACAUGUUCCACCAAAAUAAAAUAAAAAUGCACAUUCUUUCUAUUUGAUGUAUUUAAGAUUGGGUGGAAUGGGUGCUGUCCAAUAAGUGCUUGCUACCUUCACACUAGAACAUACACUCAUCUGUUUCAUCACCUCUAGUGGGCUGUGGCUGUUCUGUUUUUAAAACCUGUAAGGCAUGAACUAGAUUUGUCCCAUCAACCUUCCCAUUUGACCCACAAGGGCAUUUUGGCAAAGCUACACCCACCUACCUUUCCUGUGGGAUAGGGCAGCGUUAGGCAAGAAUAUCUUUGCAGGCACAGGACAUGCAAAGCCCCUUGUGGAGUGUGGGGAGGCGGAAUCUCCAUAGGGCUGCAAGCCUCUUCCUCCAAAACAGUCCUUCCAAAACUUGGCCUAGCCUCCAGUUCCGAAUCCCAGUUCCUGGCUUCCAUAUGGCUACCGUAUGGUUCUCCUCCAGCAUCCAGCCACUAGAGCACAUCAGAUUGGGGAAGACUGCUUGAUGGAAAAGGCUGCUCGAAGAAACCUUUGCCCUGAGCUACCAGAAGUCAGCCAAAAUAACUAAUCCAUGCCUACUGAGUACAGUGUCAAAACCAGCAAGUCAUUACUAAGCAAGAGGCAUUUGUCUGCAAUGCUGUUGUGGGCCAGAGUCCCCUCUGUCAGAGGCAGGGGUGUUGUCUUCUUCUUAUUUUGUUUCCCCCAGUGCCCUUCCCAUGCGGAAAGGUCACAGCUCAAGAGGCAGUAAAGAAGCUCACCCGCUCAAUGCCAAAUACAUUUGACGACUGGUUGCUCACCAACACUACGGAUGACCUUGAGGAGGAGUCAGGAGACAAUGCCACCCAGGUUGUUUCCAAAAUAGGAGCCAGAAUUCGAGUGGUUGGUGGCAUGGACAGCAAGAAAGGGGAGAUUCCUUGGCAGGUACUGUAGUUAUCAUGGUUGCUUUGUCAUUUGGGGGUGCCUAACCUUGCAACUUCUUGUUCUUGUUCGCCAUUAGGAAAUUACAAAAAGCCAGUGUGGUUCUUUCCAGAUGUUGCUGUGCUGCAACUCCCAUCAUCCUUCACCAUUGGAAUGCUUCCUUGGGGCUGAUGGGAAUUGUAGUCCACGAACGUCUGGAGGGCACCAUGUUGGCCAUACCUGCUGUAAUGAACACUGGGCUUUAACUAAUGUAGGAGGAGGGAAGCAACUCCUACAGCUAACCUUUCUCACUCUGAAACAAACCUGUCACCCACUCAGCACAGCUGAAAUCAAGGAAAAGUUACUCAUCAAAUGUACAAACUCAUUCCUUUUCUCUGUUCCACUCCUUAGUUUAGGGCCACAGUAAGAUGGAUUAGUCCUUGAGGUGACACAAAGCUCUUUGUUAUAUUUAAGGUGUCAGCGAGUGUCUGAAAUUCAAUUACUGUUGACAUUUGCAAGGGAGAAAGGACAAUUCCAGACACAUUUUGUGAAUGUCCCCAAGUCACAUGAAGUCAGAUAUUGGCCUGUGGGCAAGGGACUGCCCACCUCUGAACUAGAAGCAGAUGUUUCUUGGAGAGACUAGAUAUUGUAUGGACGAUGUACAAAAUGCUGUUCAGAUGUGCACAUUCCACAAGUCCUGUUUGAGAAUGUGCAUAUUUGCCAGGCAAUGUGUACCCUUCUCAUGGGCACAUUCUCCAUGAGGCACAGUGAAUGUGUAGAACAGGUGGUUGAUAUGCACAUCAACCACCCAACUCACAUGAUAACAUACAUAGAUCUAUAGGUAUUUUCCCUUUCGCAGGGUGCCAGCGAUCACAUCCUGGUAACUAUCAAGAGAGGCAAGCAUCUCUCUGUGUUCAGGGGCACUCACACAAUGUAGCUAUGGUCAAAAUCACUUCUGCAUGUAAAAUUUCCAUAGCCUUCUGGAUUGGACCAAUGGUGUUCUGUUUCCCAGGGUGCCCAAACCAUAGCACAUAUGUCCCAGUAACGUAGACAACAGACAUGCUGUACACACAGUUCUGCAAGCCCCCUACUCAUAGUCCUGUUCUUUGCUAUCAGGCAACCUUCACCUUCCCUUUGAAAAUGAGUCUCGCCCAAAGUUGAGUAGGUCUCCAGGCUGGUUAUAUAAAUUUCCCAUGGUCUAGUCCAGCCUUCUCUGCAUGCAGGUUUAUAUCCUCAACGAAGAGCAGAAAGGAUUCUGUGGAGGCUCAAUCGUCAAUGAAAGAUGGAUCGUCACUGCAGCCCACUGCCUUGAGUAUGUGCCCCACACUGUUGUGGCAGGUAAGUCACGGAGUAAUGUUUGUGUGAGUGCUGUGUUCCUCCUUGCCACAUUUUUGCCAGAGCAGGGACGGGGAACCUCAGGGGUAUUUUCAGAAACAAGGAGGCAGGAAGAGAACAAUCCAAGCUGAGUCCAGGCUUUUGGUCUGGAAAAUACCUGUGGUUCCUCCCACCGUUCCUCUGCGUCCAACUAGCCCAUGACAUCAAACAUGAAGGCAAGCAGAUGGAGGGGGUGCUGGCUGAGGUUGGGGGGGCAGUGCCCCUAUGUGCUCUAAUGGAUCAGGCCCCUCUUCCAUCAUCAUCAUCAUCAUCAUCAUCAUUAUUAUUAUUACUAUUAUUACUUUAAAAGGAUGCUUUGGCUCUUUAUCAGGUGAGCAUAACGUCAACAUUGAUGACGGCACUGAACAGCGUCGCCGGGUGAUCAGAACGGUCCCCCACCCAACCUACAACGCUAGCAACAAGUACCACAAUGACAUUGCCCUUCUUGAGCUGGACUCGCCGCUGGAGUUCAACCAGUAUGCCGUUCCCAUUUGCAUUGCGGACAAAGAGUUCACAAACAGCCUGCUCAAGCACAGCAUCGGCACUGUGAGUGGCUGGGGGAAGCUGGCGUUCCAAGGAAGGCUGGCUAGCAUCCUACAAGUUCUCAAAGUGAAAUACAUUGACCGGCCAACCUGCCUAAGGAGCACCAGGUACCCCAUCUUGCCCAACAUGUUCUGUGCUGGCUACUCAGAUGAAGAGAAGGAUACAUGCCAAGGGGACAGCGGGGGCCCUUACACUGCAGACAUUGAAGGCACCUGGUUCCUAACGGGGAUAACCAGCUGGGGGGAGGAGUGUGCGAAAAAGGGCAAAUAUGGCGUCUACACCAGAGUUUCAAAAUACAUUAAGUGGAUAAAAGACAUGACAAGUUUGAAUGCAAAUUAACCCAGAGUUGUGGUUGGGGGAGAAGUUUUGAAAAUCCUUUUAGAUUUGCAUUUCUCCAAAUUUUCCAAAGCAGUUAUCUCCAGCCAAAAGUACCUGUGCAGUAGGGUAAUAUAUGCAUGGAAAUGGCAAAUAUAUAUUCAAGAAAAUAACAUUUUAAAAAACAAGAGCAUUUGGUGAAAUCAGCAUUAAAAUGCUGGUGGAUUUUCAUAAGGAAUCCCUGCCCCCAGAGAGACUGCAAAUUAGAGGUGUGGAAAACUUUAUUUUAAGAUUGGGAAUAAAUGAGAAACAGGGAGAAAUUGAAAAUGACUGAUUUGCCCAUCCUUGCCGAAAUGUAUUCCAAAGAAACAUAUGAUUGUGGGAAGGGGGCAACACACACCCCUUCCCCCCUCCCAAGAAGCCCCUCCCAAGCCCCCGUUUUUUUAAAAAAUAGUUUCACAAAACUGAGCACACAUCUUUAAGAAAAGCGUUUACAAAGGAAUUACUACCUAGAGGUAGUGUUGGGCAAUGGGUAGAAUAUUUGGCUUGGAUUACUAAAACUAAUGUUAAUUAUCACGACUGUGGGAAUUUCAAACAAGCCACAUCCCUACCUGUGGUGUUUAAGAGUAAAACACAAGAUUUUAAAUGUAUUGUGGAAAAUUAGCACAGCGGGUGCAUUAGAAUGCAAUCAGCAUUCAGUGUGUUUAUUAUGAAACUGCAAAUAAAAUGCAAUGUAAAAAGCUCCUCUGUUGUUAAUUCAAGCAGCAUAAAACUCCACAC